This is a messenger RNA of Podospora pseudopauciseta, 1057 nucleotides long. RefSeq lists its product as uncharacterized. The record is from RefSeq and is a predicted model, not a curated record. The transcript is spliced from 3 exons. The coding region runs from base 494 to 1057 and encodes 187 amino acids. Lineage: Eukaryota; Fungi; Ascomycota; Sordariomycetes; Sordariales; Podosporaceae.
GCGAUAUUCGACGUUUCUGCUACAUCUGAUCAAGAAUGCGUUUUCGUCCAAAGUAAUUCCCUCAAUCUCUUAUGAUAAACAAAAUUGUGUUGGGUCACGUUUGGUAAUCUCUUUUGCCCAUGUUGGAACCGGACACCGUGUUACUGCUCCAUCACAGGUAUAAGAACAGGGCACUUUCACCACUUGCCCUCAAUCUUUUCCUCCAUCACACACUCGUUCUUCUCUGAUACCGCAGGCACCUUCCGCUUAAACCACCAUCGCACAUCAUCACCACCACCCAGACGCUUCUUGUUGCCAGCCUCAUUUCGUUGCGCGGCAAAGUUAUUGAUCUUUGCCAUCGGGCGCAACACCACACUCAAUCACAACCGCCCGCAACAGACCAUCACCACCGGCUUCACAUUAACAAUUCACCCAUAGACCACGGCUGUCAUAUCUCUUAAAACCCUCUUCACCCAAGUCUUCGGGGCCUCUUUCCUUUCUUUCAACUACGACAAUGGUCCAUACCAAGUACGGUCCCAACGUCCCCGGCAUGAUGUUUCCGCAGAAUCAGCACCCCGGCGCCACAACCGGCCUCGACGCGAACAACAACCCCUACGUUUACAUUUCCGGCCUCCACGGCUCCGGCCGCCUCCCCCAGCCGCCUCCCCUCACUCACCCUGGCUUCCCUGCCGCGAACCUCAUCAACUCCACCGGUGGUGCUGGUGCCGAGCCUGGGUUCAACUACUUCUUUCCUACCGAGCACGCCGAUGUUAUUGUGUUGCAGAGUGCGGUUGCGCCCUGGAAGUUGACGGAGGGGUAUACUCGGUUGGACUAUUGGACUGUCAAGGUGCCGGGGAAUAUUACCAUGGGGGAGUUGCUGACUGGAUUAGGGGUGAGCAGCGGGAAUGGGGGGUUGUAUGUUGUUUAUCAGCAGGGGAAUGGGAAGUGGGAGCAUCAGGAGAGUGUGACGGGGGUGGAUGGGAGGUUGAUGAGGCGGAGUGUGAGGGAGAUGGGGUGGUGCAGGAGGGGCAGGGAGGGGAAGGUGAGGAGGACUUACAUUUGGGUUCAGAGGGUUUAA